Messenger RNA from Macrobrachium nipponense, 2330 nucleotides. It is a transcript of the gene CycB, whose product is annotated as G2/mitotic-specific cyclin-B-like. The record is from RefSeq and is a predicted model, not a curated record. Gene Ontology annotation, biological process: mitotic cell cycle phase transition; regulation of cyclin-dependent protein serine/threonine kinase activity. The transcript has 8 exons. Gene Ontology annotation, molecular function: cyclin-dependent protein serine/threonine kinase regulator activity. The coding region runs from base 173 to 1369 and encodes 398 amino acids. NCBI's taxonomy places the organism in Eukaryota, Metazoa, Arthropoda, Malacostraca, Decapoda, Palaemonidae. Gene Ontology annotation, cellular component: cyclin-dependent protein kinase holoenzyme complex; cytoplasm; nucleus.
GUGACGUCAGAGUUUAAAUAACUUCCUGGCCAAUCAGAAACGAGCGUGGACAUUUAACGGUUGGUCACGUGACAGGUUUGAAGACACCCGGUAAAGUCUAGUGUACGAGAACGUGUAGUUUUCAGCUCAUUACACUAAAAGAGGACGAGGAAUUUUGUGUUACUAGGCAAAGAUGGCAACUCGGAUAUCUAAUCUUCAAUCAGGCAUUCUCAGAAAUGAUGAGAAUGGCCCUAGAAAAGUUGCUGCAAAAGUCCUUCAAGGUCCAGUUUUACGAAGAGCUGCUUUGGGAGAUGUGGGAAAUCGGCCCAUCCCCACUAAAGGAUCAACUGGCCCUCUGAAACCCGAUUUGUUGAAACAGUCUCUUGUUGCCAGAGCAGCUGCAACCAGACAGUUCUCUUCACAGAGCAGGAAAGACAUAAAAGAAAAUGAAAAUGUCAAGGAACCCACUGAAAAUGUUGAGGACAUGGAUGUGCAAGAAGCGAAGGUUGAGGAACUGUCCAUUGCCUUCUCUACUCAACUUUUGAAUGUUGAGGACAUUGAUUCACAGGACCGUGGUAAUCCUCAGUUGGUCUCUGAUUAUGUGAAUGAGAUCUACAAGUAUCUCCGUGAACUAGAGGAUAGAAGUCAGGUCAAAAGUGGGUACCUUGAAGGACAAGUGAUUAGUGGGAAGAUGAGAGCAAUUUUGAUAGACUGGCUUGUACAGGUUCACUCACGCUUCACGCUAUUGCAAGAAACACUCUACCUUACAGUUUCUAUUAUUGAUAGAUUCCUCCAGGUUGAAAGAUCAAUACCCCGUAAUAAGUUACAGCUCGUUGGUGUUACUGCAAUGUUCAUUGCUAGUAAAUAUGAGGAGAUGUACUGCCCAGAAAUUGGAGAUUUCAGUUAUAUUACUGAUAAGGCAUAUUCAAGAACAGAUAUUAAAAGGAUGGAAAUCCACAUGUUAAAGACUCUUCAGUUCAAUGUAUCUUACCCACUUCCUCUGCACUUUUUGAGAAGAAAUAGUAAAGCUGGAUCUGUGGAUGCCACGCAGCACACGUUAGCCAAAUAUCUCAUGGAGCUGUGUUUGUUAGAAUACUCAAUGGUCCAUUUCAAGCCCUCAAUCAUUGCUGCUGCAGCACUCUGUCUUGCUCUCAAGUUGUCUGAUGGCAGUGAAUGGAAUAAUACACUAGUGUUUUACUCGCGUUAUACUGAAGAACAGUUAAUUCCGGUUAUGGCAAAGAUGUCCUCUGUAGUUGUUAAGAGUUACACCAUGAAACAACAGGCUGUAAGACUAAAGUAUAAGGUAAGCAAGUAUAUGAAAAUCAGCGACAUUCCACAGCUCAAGUCAAAAAUUAUCCAGAAUCUUGCAGAGAAGGGCUCUCUGACAUAAGGUGGCACCAGAAGCUCGGAAUGUUACCGUGAUGAAAUCAUAUUUACAUUUACUUCUAGUAGAUACAUUCUUACUGUGAUUGAAAUAUUUUAGCAUGCAUUAUUGUAAUUUUUGAUCACAUUGUUGUAGCUUGUGUUAUUAGUAAAGCAGUAACUGGUGUCAUAGACAUUGGGUAAGUGUUAGUGACAAUUUUUUCUGCGAUACCCUGGCAUCUCCUAACUCCAGAGAGAGUCCUAGUCAUCAGCGAAUAGGAAAGAAUUGCUGGGGCAGUAUUUUUUCACUUCAAUAUGGUGGUACGUUAUAUUAGCAGAUCUUUCUGCAACUUGGGUGCUGAAUUUUAAAUCCCUUACUUUUAAAUACUUUUUAAAAGCUGGAUAUAUAGGUCGUCCUAGGUUCUUUUCAGAAUAAAGAUCAUUUGGUUAAUGUUGAAACUGUAUUAUAUAGGUUUAAUCAAUUACGUUAUUUUAACAUUCCAAUAAGAAAUUGUUUGGAAGUCUUCUGUUAUAGGGAUACAGUCCAGCAUUUUAUGUUUUUCGUGUUUUUACGUUUUACCUGAAGACUAUAUAAAUAUAUAUCCCAUUUUUUAGGUUAUCCUUCAUUAUUUCAUAUGAUGUCUACAUAUCAGUCCAGAAGUCAUAUUGCUAUCAUUAUUACAGCAUGUUCUUUGGCCACUUAAAAAAAAUACAGAAUGGAUAGUCAUCUUUUGGCUAGUAGAAAGGAUGCUUGUUUAUGCCUUCCAACAUGUUUGCAAGUCUGUGCCAAAGACAAACUUCUUUUUUUUUAAGUAUUUUCCUUUAGUAAUACCAAAUGCUGUUAUGAUUUUCAUAAGUGUAUAUCUGCCUGAAUGGUAAGGAUACCAGUAAUAGCACUUUAUAACAAGUGGCCAUACAUUCAUCAUCAUAUAUACCAUGUAGUUAUAUUUCUGUAAGGAAUAAGUUUUUAAUAUACUGAUUUUUCUAAA